Megachile rotundata (alfalfa leafcutting bee) is the source of this 745-nucleotide messenger RNA. RefSeq names its product mitochondrial ribosomal protein L52 (gene mRpL52). Lineage: Eukaryota; Metazoa; Arthropoda; Insecta; Hymenoptera; Megachilidae. Gene Ontology annotation, biological process: mitochondrial translation. The record is from RefSeq and is a predicted model, not a curated record. Gene Ontology annotation, cellular component: mitochondrial large ribosomal subunit. Gene Ontology annotation, molecular function: structural constituent of ribosome.
CUGUGUUUCAUUUAUCAUUAGUUCGAAUGAGACAGAAUGAUUCUUUUAUGUACUAUAUUUUUGUUCACUGAAUAUAUGUAGAGCAAAAGGGAUAUGAUAGUGGGACAACACCAUCAUGUGGAGAAUUCACUGAAGUUAGCUUCAUUGCGCAAACUAAGGAUGUGUGAUAUGAUAAUAAUGUCUGUAUAUAUUCCGUAACAAAAAGAAUAAUCGGUUUCUUGUGAAGGAUUAAAGUGAAAUUUUGUUGUGGAUAAUUUUUAAAACUUUUAUCAAAUAAAAAAAAAAUGUUAUUACAUGAAGUAAUGUUAAAAUUUCGUGUUAAUCAUUGUGCAUAUUUUAUUACUUCUAUGAAUAGAUUUCACACAUCUUCCACUACGUGUUUAGAUCAAGGAUGGAGGCGAACGAAAGGUUUAGUAACAAAUCCUAAUACAGCUGGACCAUUGCUUAAUUCACAAGAUUAUUCAUUUGAAGAUAAAAGACCUACUCCUUAUGGUUCGGGGCAAUUACGUCGUAUACGGAAACAUCAAGAAUAUGCGAGAAGGAUUAUUCAACUAGUUUAUGAAGUUGAUUUUGCAGUUGAACGACAUGCUAAAUUAUUGAAAGAAAAAGAAGAACAAAGACAAAAAAUUCUGGAUAGCAAAUUGAAACCUAAAGGAGAGAAAUUAAUCGCAAGUACAUAAUGGUCUUGGUCCUAUUUCAUAUGUAUAUAAGUAAAUACAAAUAAUAACAUUAUUAUGCAAUGAUA